AUGAGAGGAAUCAUCAUCGUAAGCUUCUUAAUUUUGCAGAGUCUUGUCGCUUCUUCGUCUCAAUCAGCACCAGACUUCAAUUUCUUCUACUGGGUCAACUACUGGCCAGGAGCAAUAUGCGAUAGCCAAAAGGGAUGCUGUCCUCCAACGAUACGCGAUACGGCGUCGGAUUUUAUGAUCCAUGGACUCUGGCCUCAAUUCAUCAAUGGCACUUGGCCUGCGUUUUGCGAUCAGACCAAUCUCUUCGAUAUCUCCAAGAUAUCAGAUCUAAUAAGCAAGAUGGAGAGGAAAUGGGCAGAGUGGGGAGUGUGGACAUGUCCAAGCAACGAGACUAACCUAUGGGAACACGAGUGGAACAAACAUGGCACGUGCGUCCAGUCUGUAUUCGACCACCACUCUUACUUCCAAACCAAUCUCAAAUUCAAACAAAAACUCAAUCUCCUCAACAUCCUUAAGCAAAAAGGAAUCAAACCGAAUGAUGGGUUUUACGGUUUAGAUGAGAUCAAGAACGCCAUCAAGUGCGUGAUCGGAUUUGCACCGGGUAUCGAAUGCAAUGAAGAUGUAAAAGGGAAUAAGCAGCUUUUCCAGUUCUACAUCUGUCUUGAUAAUUACGCCAAAGAGUUUGUGGAAUGCCCCUACGUCCCGGAUAAAUCUUGUGCUUCCAAGAUCAAGUUUCCAAAGUUCCCAAAGAAAAGAUUCUCUCUUAGCGAGUCUCUAAGUGCGAUGUCUUCUGUAUCAACUACCUAG
This is a messenger RNA of Microthlaspi erraticum, 747 nucleotides long. Lineage: Eukaryota; Viridiplantae; Streptophyta; Magnoliopsida; Brassicales; Brassicaceae. The record is from the annotation of a GenBank genome assembly.